Molecule: messenger RNA, 808 nt
Organism: Zeugodacus cucurbitae (melon fly)
Lineage: Eukaryota; Metazoa; Arthropoda; Insecta; Diptera; Tephritidae
Product: heat shock protein 23
Exons: 1
Coding region: 143-691 (182 amino acids)
Biological process (GO): protein refolding; response to heat
Molecular function (GO): protein folding chaperone
Source: RefSeq, a predicted model, not a curated record
AAAGCCAACGUCUCUUUGGUGCAACUCCAGUAAAAAUUUGAAAAAUCAGAUUUGAAGUCAAAAGUGAUUUCGAACAAAUAAGCAAUACAUUUUUCAGUAGUAUUUAAUCGAGUGAAGUGAAAAUUCUAAAUUUUUAGUAAAAAUGCGUCCACUUCCGACAUUAUGGCGUAUGGCUGAGGAAAUGCAGCGUAUGGCUUUCCCACGUCGUUCACCGUUUUCUGCAUUCUACGAUGACUUCUUCAACGCACCAUUUACUCAGUCACCAUGGAGUCGUUUGAGUCGUCUACAACAGGACUUGCAGAACCAGGUUGAACCCAAGUUGGGCAAAGAAGGCUAUCAAGUAUCACUGGAUGUAGCGCAAUUCAAACCUAAUGAAUUAACCGUUAAAGUGGUGGACAACAACGUGGUCGUUGAGGGAAAAUAUGAAGGACGUGAAGAUGAGCAUGGUUUUGUUUCGAAACAUUUCGUACGCAGUUUCAGUUUACCACGUGGAUUUAAGGCCGAGCAAGCCAUUUCAACACUUUCUUCGGAUGGUGUACUAACGGUUAAUGUUCCAAAACCCCCUGGUUUGGAGGAUAACACCGCAGAACGUGUAAUUCCAAUUCAACAAACCGGUCCCGCUCACUUGAAUGUGAAGGAGAAUCCACCAUUGGAGGAUAAGAGUGCUGAUGAUAAGCAGGACAAAAAGUGAACACAAAUUUUCGUUUUAAAUGCUUCGAAAGAAAUACGAUUGUAUAGAGAAAAAGUUGUAGUAUAGACUGUUAUUAGUUAUUUAAAAAUAAAGAAGACUGCAUAAUAUACAUAUGUA